AUGCUGUGGACGUUGCUAGUGCAGAUGGGGUGCACAGCCUGGGUGCUCAUCUUUGAGGGCGGCAAGCUGAGCAGUUGGGUGUCGGUGAUGUUAGUGGUGAUGUUAAUGGUGAUGCAGGCGACGGGGGCAGAGGCUGGCGGAUGGGGGAUGGGAAGGGGGGAGAUCUACAUGGUUGCGGCCGGGAUGGCGGAAACGGCCACGGUGGCGGCAGUGACCCAUGGGCCAGAAGCAGCCCUAGCAAAGGAGGUUCCGGGUGCAGGAGCCGCGGCACUAGCUCCUGGUGGUGAAGAUGCUGACGGCGGCAAUGGCGACGGGGUGGAGAGGGCAAUGGCACCAGCCGGAAUGUCCAUAGAUCAUAACCUGGCGGACGGCGCAUGUGCGGACGUGUGUACGGCAAUCAAUCCGCCGCCGCCAAUCUGUCGGCAAUCCCGCCAGCUCUUGCCGUACAGCGUCGUCGUCUCUGCCGACACAGCCGUCAGCGUCGACGCCUGCUCCUCUUCUUUACCAGGGCUGCAAAGGGCUAUCGCUUCCACUAGUGGCGGCGGCCGCAACGGCCGCUCCGGAACCAGCCCGUCCUUCUCUACCUCCUCCUCCUCCCCAUCUAAAGAGGAGCCCAGUUUGCGCCAUGUGGCACAGCUCGUACUCGGCAACGCGCUCAUGUGGACGACAGGUGCCGCCACGGGCGUGUCAAUGUUGGGUUUGCAUGCCGUACUUGACCCGGACGUCCCCUCCCACGUCCGGGGGCUACAAUUUGUGGAGGGCACCCUCGCCUGGCUGGCUAAAUGCUCCGUGCCUGUGUCCCUCUUCGCCAUGGGCCUCUUCUCGUCCAACACUGGACCUGGUUGCGGCGUCGAUGACGCGCGCUCGGCUCGUACUGUCGUGUCGUACUUGGCGGUUAAGUUGUUGGUAUUGCCCUGGGUGAUGGUCUUUGUGAACAGUUUACUUGGUCUGGAUGGGCAGUUGGCGCAGGCGCUGUUGGUGUUGACGUGCGUGCCGGUGGGCCAGAACGCGUUCCUGGUAACGGAGCAGUUUGGUGAGGGCGCGGAGGUGGUAACGGCGGUGAUGCAGGCGGGGUUGCUGUUGAUGCUGCCGCAUGUGGCGGGGUUAAUGGCGGGGUUGCGGUGGAUGGGGCUGUAUCAGGGCGCAACUACGUGA
Volvox carteri f. nagariensis is the source of this 1155-nucleotide messenger RNA. RefSeq lists its product as uncharacterized. The record is from RefSeq and is a predicted model, not a curated record. Gene Ontology annotation, biological process: transmembrane transport. Lineage: Eukaryota; Viridiplantae; Chlorophyta; Chlorophyceae; Chlamydomonadales; Volvocaceae. Bases 1 to 1155 code for a protein of 384 amino acids. The transcript is spliced from 4 exons. Gene Ontology annotation, cellular component: membrane.